Messenger RNA from Rhododendron vialii, 1667 nucleotides. Its product is annotated as probable pectate lyase 18. The transcript has 4 exons. Gene Ontology annotation, molecular function: pectate lyase activity. The record is from RefSeq and is a predicted model, not a curated record. Lineage: Eukaryota; Viridiplantae; Streptophyta; Magnoliopsida; Ericales; Ericaceae. The coding region runs from base 56 to 1279 and encodes 407 amino acids.
ACAUCUCUCUCACUCUCUCUCUCUCCCACAGAGGAACAGCUAGCAGCAGAGCCAGAUGGCUAUUCCUUCUCUACUCUCUCUCAUCUUCUUUUUCUUCUCUCUCCUAGCAGCCCCCUCCAUCGUUUCCUCCUCUCCUGUUCAUGACCCUGAACUAGUAGUGCAAGAAGUCCACAGGAGCAUCAAGAAUGCGACAAGAAGGAACUUGGGCUAUCUUUCAUGUGGGACCGGCAACCCAAUCGACGACUGCUGGAGGUGCGACUCCAAUUGGGAAAACAAUCGUCAGCGGCUAGCAGACUGCGCCAUUGGGUUCGGCAAGAAUGCCAUCGGAGGGCGAGACGGUAAAAUCUAUGUGGUCACCGACUCCGGAGACGACGACCCAGUGACCCCAAAGCCGGGGACCCUGCGCCACGCUGUCAUCCAAGACGACCCGCUCUGGAUCAUCUUUGCGCGCGACAUGGUGAUCAAACUGAAGGAGGAGCUGAUCAUGAACUCGUUCAAAACGAUUGACGGCCGGGGAGCGAGCGUGCAUAUCGCCGGCGGCCCGUGCAUCACCAUACAGUACGUGACCAACAUCAUCAUACACGGGAUCAACGUGCACGACUGCAAGCAGGGAGGGAACGCCAAUGUGCGGUCCUCCCCGCGGCACUAUGGGUGGAGGACGGUAUCAGACGGCGACGGCGUGUCGAUCUUCGGCGGGACCCACGUGUGGGUGGACCAUUGCUCGCUGUCCAACUGCAACGACGGGCUGAUCGACGCGAUUAUGGGGUCGUCCGCGAUUACCAUCUCGAACAAUUACAUGACCCACCAUGAUAAGGUGAUGCUGCUGGGGCACAGCGAUUCGUAUAGCCAGGACAAGAACAUGCAGGUCACUAUUGCGUUUAAUCACUUUGGGGAAGGCCUAGUUCAAAGAAUGCCAAGGUGCAGACAUGGAUACUUCCAUGUGGUGAACAAUGACUACACUCACUGGGAAAUGUAUGCCAUUGGAGGGAGCGCUGCCCCCACCAUCAACAGCCAAGGCAACCGUUUUCUUGCACCUGAUAGCAGAAACAGCAAAGAGGUGACCAAGCAUGAGGAUGCAGGAGAAAGUGAAUGGAGGAACUGGAAUUGGAGGUCGGAGGGAGACUUGAUGUUGAACGGAGCAUAUUUCACUCCCUCCGGCGCAGGGGCUUCGUCCAGCUACGCCAGGGCUUCGAGCUUGGGUGCUAGGCCUUCUUCCGUCGUCGGUUCAAUCACCACCGGCGCCGGCGUACUUAACUGCAAGAAGGGCUCCAGCUGCUGACCAUAUCCCAAAAUCACAACACUCGUGUUUUAGAAAAUUCCAGUGUUGUUUCCAAAAAUUUUAUACUAGUUACUAUUAAUUAGGCUAUGCCGCUAUGGGGAGGGAAAGUAGGGCAAUUUAUUACAAGUCCAAGUACACCAGUUCUAGGCUUUUACUAGUACUACUUUUCUUGGCUAUUUCUCCCCUCCCCUCCAAUUUGUUUUUUAUCCUCUUGCUUUUGCUUUAUUUACCAGAUUUUGAAAUACAACCUCGGCCUGUAACUCUUAGGACCAUUGGGGAUUCUGUGGUUAGUCCUGAUGGGCCUAGAGAAAGCAAGUGCAGAAGUGUUGAUAUUUAUGUAUACUUGAUGACUAUCUAUUGGAAUGAAACUCUCCCUCUCUCUCUACUA